This is a messenger RNA of Periophthalmus magnuspinnatus, 5138 nucleotides long. RefSeq names its product transforming growth factor, beta receptor associated protein 1 (gene tgfbrap1). Gene Ontology annotation, cellular component: membrane; cytoplasm. Lineage: Eukaryota; Metazoa; Chordata; Actinopteri; Gobiiformes; Gobiidae. The transcript has 13 exons. Gene Ontology annotation, biological process: intracellular protein transport; endosomal vesicle fusion; autophagy. Bases 461 to 3076 code for a protein of 871 amino acids. The record is from RefSeq and is a predicted model, not a curated record.
GGGACAGGUGCAUUAUGGGUGAGAGAGCCGCGUUCAUGGACACUCUGUAAUUUAUCCCGCUCUUCUGUAACUUUACUUAAACUCGGUAUUUAGUCUACUUUUUACGGUCUCCCAUGGUCCGUGUUAAUUAUAUGUUGAAAUGCUUAUAUUUUAUAUUAGAAUUUAGUAGCUUUUGUUCUUCAGUCUUGGUUUUAUGUGGCGGUGUUUGUGUAAGGUUCAUGAGUGUCUGAUGUUUUAAACACAGCACAGGUUCAUUGGAGUUAGCGUCAGGGCGGCGCUGGCUCUGGACACAGCAGUGAAACACACUUUUGUCCUGUCAAUGCGGUCUUUACCCGGGCCUUCUGCUUCUAACCCCGGGACAGGGACAUGGAGGAGCCUUUUCUGCGGGAGGUGAAGUAGGUUUGGCGGUGUCUGACCCCAGCCUUUCCUCGGAGAGUGGAGUGUCGAUGCUGCUGUUGAGAUGAGUGUGAAGGCCUUUGAGCUGGUCCCCGCUGUGGAGCGAGAGCUCCUCAUGGGAGACAAGGCUCGAAUCAACAUUGAAUGCAUUGAGUGCUGUGGAAAGCACCUGUACAUCGGCACCAAUGACUGCUUCAUCCACCAUUUCCUUCUGGAAGAGGUCACUUCUUCAAAGGGAAAACUGAGUUUCUUGGCUCAAAAGCUGCUUCACAAAUAUCUGGGACUCAAAAAGCCGGUUGCUGAGCUGCGGGCUGCGUCUGCUUUGGAGCGAUUGAUAGUGCUCUGUGAUGGAGUACUGUUUCUUGUUGACAUGUUGACACUAGAAACUCCCUCUGGCGCUGGAGGAGCUAAAAUCAGAGGCGUCACUACGUUCUGCAUUAAUGAGAACCCAGUCACUGGAGAUCCAUUCUGUGUGGAGAUGGGGAUUCUUUCCUCCAAACGGCGGACAGUGCAGAUUUUUAUGAUUUAUGAGGACCGAGUGCAGCUGGUGAAGGAGGUGAACACACCAGAGCAGCCUUGUGCCGUCUCUCUCGAUGGAUACUUUCUGUGUCUGGCUCUCACUACACAGUACAUGAUCCUGAACUACAACACUGGAGCCAACCAGGACCUGUUUCCCUACAACAGCGAGGAGAGAAAGCCAAUAGUGAAGAGGAUUGGCCGAGAAGAGUUUCUGCUGGCGGCACCAGGCGGUCUUGGUAUGUUUGCGAAUGCAGAGGGAGUCUCCCAGCGCGCUCCGGUGAACUGGUCUGAGAGCGUGAUGGGGGCUGCGGUUUGCUUUCCUUAUGUUGUGGCCUUAGACGAGAGCUUCAUCACUGUCCAUAGUAUGCUUGACCAACAGCUCAAACAAACUCUGCCUUUCAGGGAUGGGCAUGUUCUCCAGGAUUUUGAAGGAAAAGUCAUUCUAGCGUCCACUAAAGCAGUAUACAUAUUAGUGCCAUUGCCCCUCGAGAGACAAAUCCAAGAUUUAUUGGCCAGUCACAGAGUGGAAGAAGCCCUGAUUCUCACAGAAGGAGCACAAAGGAAUAUUCCCAAAGAAAAGUUUCAGAUUUUGCACAAAAGGAUCCUUCAGCAGGCAGGUUUCAUACAGUUUGGCCAGCUUCAAUUUCUGGAAGCAAAAGAGCAUUUUAGAAAAGGGCAGCUGGACGUUCGGGAGCUCAUCUCUCUUUACCCACUGCUGCUGCCUUCCUCUUCCUCCUUCACUCGCUGCCAUCCUCCUCUUCACGAGUUCGCUGAUCUAAACCACUUGGCUCAGGGUGACCAGGAAAAGGUCCAGAGGUGCAAGAAGUUCCUCAUCAGUUACUUAGGAGAGGUGCGAAGUACAGAAGUGGCCAACGGCUGCAGAGAGGACGUGGACACUGCUCUGCUGAAGCUUUAUGCUGAACAGGACCACGAAAGCCUUUUAGAUCUGCUCGCCUCUGAAAACUUCUGCGUGUUAGCCGACUGUGUCCCAUGGCUAGAGAAGUACCACAAAUAUUUUGCACUAGGGCUUCUAUACCAUUACCACGGUCAGGAUUCAGCAGCUCUUCAGCUGUGGAUCCGUGUGGCAGAUGGAGAUUUGGAGGAUGCUACGAGGUCUGAUCUGUUUGAAUACAUCAUAGACUUUCUCUGCUCCUGCUCCAAUCUGGAUCUGGUGUGGAAGUACACAGACUGGGCCUUACGCAAAAAUCCCACUACAGGUGUCCAAGUUUUCACUAAAAGAAUUGUCAGGAAAAACCACCCGGAGCCGAGUCCUGAUGAUGUCGUGACGUAUUUGACGAAACAUCGUGAAGCUCUGCUGCUUUACCUGGAGCACCUGGUCCUCGAGAGGCAGAUUCAGAAGGAAACAUUCCACACUCACCUGGCUGUGCUGUACCUGGAGAGAGUUCAGGCGUUGUUAUCGGAAACGCCGGUGGACGAGGGGAAGCUGCUGAAGGCUCGAGACAGACUCCAGGCCAUGCUGCGAGAGUCUAACCUUUAUCGUGUUCAGUAUGUUUUAGGUAAAAUAAAAAACUGUGAAAGUCUGUUGUUGGAGCAGGCCAUACUCUACGGCAAACUGGAGGAGCACGACAAGGCGCUGCACGUUUUGGUUCAUGAACUCAAGGAUUUCUCGUCUGCGGAGGCUUACUGUAUAUGGUCCUCUGAGUCCCGGGACAGUGCUUACAGACAGAAACUGUUCCACCUUUUAUUAGGGGUGUAUUUAGACACACAGUCCCGGGGCGCGUCAGCAGGGGGCGGUGGGGAGAUGGAGAUGGCGGCUGUGGACCUUUUGAACCGUCACGGGGAAGUGUUUGAUGCAGUUCGAGUCCUGAAUAUUCUCCCUGAACGAUGGUCCCUGCAGUUACUCAGGCCUUUCCUGGGACGAGCCGUGCGGGCCAGUAUGCACGCCAGCCGCACCUCCCAGAUCGCACUGGGACUCGCACGCUCGGAGAACGUACAGCUGCUGCACGACAGGUUAAAGGAGAGGAAGAAACCCAUCUUUGUGUCUGACAAGAAGGGCUGUUUUAUGUGCCACAAUACGUUCAGUGAACCGGAGGUGGUGUGCCUGCCCGGGGGAGUGCCUGUCCAUACGCACUGUGUCGCCGACCGAAUCCAAAACUCCCCCUCCAAAAAACAUUUAACUAACAGCAGUAACCACACGUGAGACUUUGAACUCGGCCAUUGUUUCAGAAGCACUAAACCCAAGUCUUAUUAUGAGCGUUUUUCAGAACAAGAAGCACAGAAAGUGAGUGCAAAGUUACAAGAAUCGAGACGAGUUUGGGGACACACUGGGGACGGGAGAAGAAAAGCUGUUUUACUUGCCUUGAAAAAUAGACGUGUGAUCCAUUCAUUAUGUAAAAGAGGUCAACGUGGGAUAAAACGAGUUGAAAAUGACACAAUGCACCAUAUUUGUUCUACUCUGGGGCGAUUAUUGCAUGGACUUACUAAACACAUCUACGGUUUCAGUCUCAUCAAACACACAUUUAUGUCACAUGUUUGGAGUUAAAAUGUGAAAAUCAUUCUGUUCUUUCUGGGAUGUGCUUUUUGCUGCUUGUAUUUUGUUCCAUUUACACUAUUUUAAUUCAUAAUUUCCUGACAACGCUUUACGUUUUCAUGUUUUGGAGCUAUAAAGACGUUUGUGCAAUAAUGAAAGCAAAACAAAAACCUGAGAUUAUUUAUACUGUCAGACUGGCCGAAGCCAAUACACGUGUUAUAUCAUUAAAGCUGCACUGCGUAACUUUUCUGAAGGGACAUCUGCCGUCAGCUCGUCUCCAGGGAAGUCGCUUUGUCUGGAAUAUUUCGCAGUAAUGCAUUAAACUUGUCUAUCUUCCGUUUAUUUCAUGGCAGGUGUUUUUACUUUGAGUGGGCUCGCCUCUACGCAGAUCUGAACAGUAACUUCACCUGUUUGUGUCCAUGGAGAUAGAUGCGUUUAAUGCCAUACUGUGAAACUUCUCCGGCAAAGCAGUAACAUCUCUUUGGAGAUGUUCCAUCAGAAAAAAAAAAGAAACGAAACAUGGUGCAGCUUUAAUUAAACUGACAGAGACCAGAUUGUGCAUAUGCGUUGUUGCUCUACCAGUGAGCCGAACAGCACCAUGGCCUUGAGUUUGGAGCUGAUCGUUUUCUUUACUUCAUAGUUUCUAACACAGUUUAUUCAUUUUCCUCCGUCUGACUCCAGAUUUUAAAUGAGUCUCAGUAAAAACUAAACCCAAUGAAUUUGCCUUGAACAGGAAGUGAACCGUGACCUUUGACCUCUUCAGGCUCCGCCCUCGGCUUCUGUCUAUGACUCUGAGUUCAGUGUAACAGCACAGUUGUAUGUGAUGUUUUAUCUGUAACGCUUUUGUCUGACUUAACUAAAACAAAUCUACUCUGUAUUUAGACUGAUUCUUUUUGUCAGACUCAUUCGUUCACCUUCACGUGUUUCAGCUUCACGUGUUUCAGCUUCUUCCUGUGACCUUCCUCAGUGGCGCUGUAGUGACGUGUCAGUAGGGGGCGUAAUCUUCUGUGACGCCUCCUCCAGGCCCCGUGUGUGAUGAGGUGCACAGCCCCUCGUCCUGGUUCAUGCUCUUGGACCUGCGACUCUCGACGCUUCUCUCGACGCUUCUCUCGACGUUUCUCUCGACGUUUCUCUCGACGCUUCUCUCGACGCUUCUCUCGACGUUUCUCUCGACGUUUCUCUCGACGCUUCUCUCGACGUUUCUCUCGACGUUUCUCUCGACGUUUCUCUCGACGUUUCUCUCGACGCUUCUCUCGACGCUUCUCUCGACGUUUCUCUCGACGUUUCUCUCGACGCUUCUCUCGACGUUUCUCUCGACGUUUCUCUCGACGUUUCUCUCGACGCUUCUCUCGACGUUUCUCUCGACGCUUCUCUCGACGCUUCUCUGAUCCACUGGUGCUUUGUUCCAGUGGUUUUGUCUCAGAUGUUGUUGGUUUCAGAUUUUCUUCAGUCGUGAGACACUGUCCUGGACAAAGUGACUGUAGAGGACGUUCAUUUGUCCUUUUGUCUGACACGUCUGAGGAAAACUUCAGGAAGGAGCUGAAACAUAAACUGGAUAAACAAAAGCUCCAGUCUAACAAAAAGAAUCAUUAAUGCUGAGUUUAAACCUGAAGACAGAACGAGCCUUUACCAAAGGUUGUGUCUCUGCUCUAAACCAUCAUCAUUAAUGUUCAUUAUAAUCUCAUAAAGUUUAAAGGACAUUGGGUUAUUUUCCAAAUAAACCUUUUACAGG